CUGACAGACACCAGCAGCAGACAUGAUGCAGGAAACUUAACCAAUGCAGCAUUCACUCACUCACAGUACAGGCCUUACAUUCACUCUCAUGAAGUUUGCUUGGUUUCCACUGUUAAACAUCCAGUGUUUGCGCCUCCAGAGAUGCCCGUCUGCCUCCGCUGCUCUGCCUGCCUCUGCCCGGUAUGAGCAUCCUCCUCCUACCGCACCAUCCCAGCGCAUCCCGCUAGACUGAAGCCGGCCUCGCCAUGGCCAGAUCCGCGGACAGGAGCGCGGAGGACGGGGAGUCGCGGGCCGGGAUCAGGGAGCUGUCUCUGGAGGAGGUGCUGAAGUCCUACGAGCAGCCCAUCAAUGAGGAGCAGGCGUGGGCGGUGUGCUUCCAGUGCUGCGGGGACCUGAGAGCGCCGCGCCCGCAGCCGCAGCCCCAUCCCCGGCGCCCGGUGCUCCAGAUCCGCGACCCGGCCUCCAUCAUCCUGCACAGGGACGGAAGAGUCACCGCGCUUCUGCAGAGCUGCGAUGACAGUAAUCCUGACUCUGUUUCUGCUGCUGAUGGAAAGCUGGUUCAGUCGCUGGGAGUGGCCAUCUACCGCGCUCUGGACUGGGGUCUGGACGACAGCGAGGAGCGGGAGUUGAGUCCUCAGCUUGAGCAACUCAUCGAGUUCAUGGUCGGCGGUCCAGACUGUGGAGAAUCCAAACACUGUGGCAGUAAUGCAGCUAAAGACGAGGGUUACAGUGGACAAGAUGAGGAGGAGGAUGAAGAAGAAGGCGCAGUGCAUGGCAUUCAUACGGUCCAGCAGGUGAUGAAAAUGUGUGCCUGCAGAUUGGCGAAUCCAGUGUUGGCACCAGAGCACUACCAGGCUGUAUGCCGAGCACUUUUCCUGGAGACCCUGGAGCUGCAGACCUUCCUCAGCAGGAUCAGAGACGCCAAAGAGAUGCUGAAGAAGAUCAGAAAGGAGGAGCCACAGGAGGAUUCUGCUGCUGAGCUCGAUGCUCUUCAACACACUGACUGGGCUCGGCUGUGGGUCCAGCUGAUGAAGGAGCUGCGGCAGGGGGUGAAGCUGAAGAAGGUGGAGGAGCAGCCGUUUAAUCCUCUGCCCACCGAGUUCAGCCUCACGCCCUUCGAGAUGCUCAUGCAGGACAUCCGUUUGCGCAAAUAUAAACUGCGCAAAGUUGUGGUCGAUGGAAAUAUUCCCACGUGUGUUAAACGAAACGCUCACGAGCUCAUCUUGGACUUUAUCAGAUCGAGACCUCCUCUAAAACCAGUGUCCGAGCGCAGUCUUCCUCCUCCACCCCAGCGGCCGCAGUCUCUCCAUGACCGAGUCCUGGCUGAAAUCAGACAAGAUCACAAACUGAGGCCUGUGGAGCUGCCCAGUUCAAAGAGAUCAUUCGGCUCGUUACCGUGUCUGGCUCACACCUGCCAAUGUGACGUCAAAUCCACUUCUUGCAUUGACCUGUCUGUCACAGGAGCCGGGUCCCGCCCACCGUCCCGCAUCCGAGUUCUUCUGAAAGCUCCAACGCUGGCCGAAAUGGAGGAGAUGAAUAUAUUUGAGGAUGAGGAUUCUCCAGACGGUGUGGAUAUGCGGCGGGUGGAGAGCUCUCCGACACCCCUGAAGAGAGAUCGCUCCUUUUCUGAGCACGACCUGGACGAGCUGCGAGGGGAAGUGAUGUCAGACUCGCCUCAGCACAUCGGUGUGGCGGCGUUCAGAGGAGAGAGACCACGAUCACACACGCUGACCGGGGUUUAUCAAGCCUCAUUCCCAGGGUUCGACCGAAGGUCUGCGUCCACAUGCCGCUCUCUCAGCUCAGAUGACAGAAGCAGCGAUGAUCCAGGAGGAGCUGCAGCGGCUCAUGGGCUCUCCAGACACCAGUGGAUGGAGGAAUUCUGUCAUCCGGUGGAAACUCUGGCGCUAACGGUGGAUGAGGUCAUCAAUGUGCGCCGGAUACUGGUCAAGGCCGAGAUGGAGAAAUACAUGCAGAACAAAGAGCUUUUUAGCAAUCUGAAGAAGGGCAAGAUUUGCUGCUGUUGCCGAGUAAAGUUCCCGCUGUUUUCUUGGCCGUCCACCUGCCUCCUGUGUAAAAGGUCCGUCUGUAGCUCUUGUAGUGCAAAGAUGAAGAUUCCCUACAAAAAGAUGGCCCACAUUCCAGUGUACACUGUGGGAUUUCACAGCAGCACGAAGAGCCACAAAAGUGAAGUCUAUAAGUCUCUGUGCUCUCUCUCCAGACACUCAGUGGAAGAAGAGUUUCCUCACCUGUACGCCGCAGGCUGCAACCUCAGAGACGUUUGCUCCGACUGCACCAGGUUUGUGGCCGAUGUCAUUUCCUCCAGUCGCAGGAGCCUGGACAUCAUCAACAACACACCCACACGAAACAAACGGACACCCGCCACACACUCGCAGCCUGCGUCACAUCCAUACACUUCCUGUAGGAUGAGUAAGUGAAUGUACGGACAGAUGUCUGGAUCGCAGCAUUAACAGAUUUGACCGCUGUUUACUCUUAGAAAUGUUUGCCAGUGUUAAGGCCUGUUCACAACGUGGUAUGGAAGCCUGUUUACACCACGGGGUUAUA
Danio aesculapii is the source of this 2562-nucleotide messenger RNA. It is a transcript of the gene spire2, whose product is annotated as spire-type actin nucleation factor 2. The coding region runs from base 246 to 2435 and encodes 729 amino acids. Lineage: Eukaryota; Metazoa; Chordata; Actinopteri; Cypriniformes; Danionidae. The record is from RefSeq and is a predicted model, not a curated record. Gene Ontology annotation, cellular component: cell cortex; cytoplasmic vesicle membrane. Gene Ontology annotation, molecular function: actin binding. Gene Ontology annotation, biological process: actin nucleation; Golgi vesicle transport; actin filament network formation. The transcript has 15 exons.